AUGCUAAAGAAGGCAUUCCAAAUUCUGACUGAAUCAUCAUCACCGCCCGACACAUAUUUCACUUACGGCCAACAUAUUGCCAAUGAACUCCGUAAAUAUGACCAACGAACUUUAGUUUAUGUCCAGCAAGCAAUUAACAAUGUAAUUUUUGAAGCUGAUUUGGGAAAAUACACACACUACGAAGGUAACACACACAAUUAUGGACAGACACACUACAACACUUCUCACAGCUCAACGCCUUCCCAUUCGCCGUCACCUCAGCCUUCACUUUCGUCUCCUCAGCCUCCGAUCUCGCCGCUUCAGUUUUUGAUCCCAUCACCUUCUCAUCCUCUGACCGUAGCACGUCAAACUACAAUCCAAUCUCUUCAGCCACCGACAGUAUUAUCUCCAUUACCACUACAAUCAUCAUCUUCUGAUAUUCCUUUUCGGCGACGAUGA
Messenger RNA from Ceutorhynchus assimilis (cabbage seed weevil), 438 nucleotides. The record is from the annotation of a GenBank genome assembly. NCBI's taxonomy places the organism in Eukaryota, Metazoa, Arthropoda, Insecta, Coleoptera, Curculionidae.